Trifolium pratense (red clover) is the source of this 2218-nucleotide messenger RNA. RefSeq names its product calcium-dependent mitochondrial ATP-magnesium/phosphate carrier protein 3-like. The record is from RefSeq and is a predicted model, not a curated record. Gene Ontology annotation, biological process: transmembrane transport. Gene Ontology annotation, molecular function: ATP transmembrane transporter activity; calcium ion binding. NCBI's taxonomy places the organism in Eukaryota, Viridiplantae, Streptophyta, Magnoliopsida, Fabales, Fabaceae. The transcript is spliced from 4 exons. The coding region runs from base 504 to 1955 and encodes 483 amino acids.
GAAUAUCCCAUGAAAUCUGUCCUUUUUGACACAUGCUUCACAUUUUUUGGCCUAAAAAAAUCUUGCAAUAAUCAUUUCCCUUCUUCAACCAUCUUUUCAUCCCCAAAGAUACAGCCAACAAAACAAAAACAAAAACAAAAAACCUGUUCAUUGUUUGUUUUUCUAUAGUAAGAAAAAAAACAUGUUCAUCUUCAGUCACAAUUACUAGUUAUGUAACCAAAAAAAAUUACCAGUUAUGUAAUUUUCAUCUUCAGUCACAAUUCACCUCCAUCUCCAUUAUCCUUUCCUUCUUCCAACUCCACUCUUCUCAGUCCAACAUUAGUCUCUUAAUUACCAUUUUCCUUAUCUUCUUCCAUUUCUCACUCACUCACACCAGAUAGAACAAAAACAACAGAUUUUGACCCAUAUGAACCCACAACGUUAAACUUCAGAUCUGAAAACAAAGAUACAAACUUUUCAAUCUACAAAUUCAAAUGCUCAAAAGGGUUAUCUCAUAAUUCACGAUGGGUGGAGGAAGUAUCAAAAAGAAGAACUUCAAAAAUGUUUCAAUAGAUCACGUGCUUGAAGCUUUAGGUGAAACAAAAGAAGAAAGGGAUAUUCGUAUUCGAAGCCUUUUCAAUUUUUUCGAUGCAGGGAAUAAUGGGUAUUUGGAUUAUAGUCAGAUAGAGAAAGGGUUAUCUGCAUUGCAAAUUCCAGCUGAGUAUAAAUAUGCAAGGGAACUUUUCAAGGUUUGUGAUUCUAAUAGUGAUGGUAGAGUUGAAUACAAUGAGUUUCGUAGAUAUAUGGAUGAUAAGGAAAUGGAACUUUAUUGUAUCUUUCAAGCUAUUGAUGUGGAACAUAGUGGCAGUAUAGAACCUGAAGAGCUUUGGGAUGCACUUGAAAGGGCUGGAAUUGAAAUGGACGAAGAGGAGCUUGCUCGCUUUGUGGAGCAUGUCGACAAGGACAAUAAUGGAACUAUCACAUUUGAAGAAUGGAGAGAUUUUCUUCUACUUUACCCUCACGAAGCAACUAUCGAAAAUAUAUAUCACCACUGGGAGAGAGUGUACCAUGUAGACAUUGGAGAGCAAGCUGUGAUUCCUGAAGACAUUAGCAAGCACACUCACCGCAGCAAAUAUUUUAUCGCUGGAGGAAUAGCAGGUGCUACUUCACGUACAUUUACUGCUCCUCUUGAUCGUCUGAAGGUGGUCUUGCAAGUUCAGACUACACGUUCUUCUGUUAUGUCAGCAGUCACGACGAUAUGGAAGCGAGAUGGUUUAAGUGGGUUUUUCCGAGGUAAUGGAUUGAAUGUUGUGAAGGUAUCACCUGAAAGUGCCAUCAAAUUCUAUGCUUUUGAAAUGCUGAAAAAGGUAAUUGGAGAUGCUCAAGGCAACAAGUCCGAUCUCGGUGCUGCUGAAAGGCUUGUAGCAGGUGGUGUGGCUGGUGGAAUUGCGCAGACCGCAAUCUAUCCAAUGGAUCUUAUCAAAACUAGGUUGCAGACUUGUGCCUCUGAAGGUGGAAGGGCUCCUAAACUUUGGACACUCACAAAGAAUAUAUGGAUUCAAGAGGGACCUCGAGCUUUCUACCGAGGGCUUCUUCCAUCUGUGAUCGGCAUGAUUCCUUAUGCUGGCAUUGAUCUCGCUUUCUAUGAUACCUUGAAAGAUAUGUCCAAGAAAUAUAUUAUUCAUGACAGUGACCCUGGUCCUCUGGUACAACUAGGAUGUGGGACAAUUUCUGGAACCCUUGGAGCUACUUGUGUCUAUCCACUGCAGGUUAUUCGUACUAGGCUGCAGGCACAACCUUCAAACAGUUCCGAUGCUUACAAGGGGAUGUGUGAUGCAUUUUUGAGAACUUUUCAGCGUGAAGGUUUUAUAGGUUUCUACAAGGGACUCCUUCCAAAUUUACUCAAAGUUGUACCAGCUGCGAGUAUUACUUAUAUGGUCUAUGAAAGCAUGAAGAAAAGUCUCGAUCUAGAGUAAAGUUUAUAUAUCAGCUGGUUUUCGCACAAGUAUCUAGCUACUUUAAGUGUUGGCUUAGCUUUGGCCCAUGCUACUUCCAAUUAACUUUGAACAUCUACAUUGUAGGUAGUGUUCUUGAUCUUUGUAGACUAUACCCCCACGGUUGGACUAUUAUAGUAAUUUUUUGAUGUAAUCGAGCUAAUGCAAAUACCUUGGUAAACAGUAAAUCUUGCAUUGUUGAUGAUGACUAUAAAAAAAGAAUACUAUUUAGUCCUUUAGGCAAA